Messenger RNA from Coniophora puteana RWD-64-598 SS2, 1123 nucleotides. RefSeq lists its product as uncharacterized. NCBI's taxonomy places the organism in Eukaryota, Fungi, Basidiomycota, Agaricomycetes, Boletales, Coniophoraceae. The transcript has 8 exons. Bases 68 to 1123 code for a protein of 351 amino acids. The record is from RefSeq and is a predicted model, not a curated record.
AUCGGCCCUGUAACCUUCACUAGCUGAGAUCUGUACUACUCGCUGGUGCUCUUUGAUUCUUAGCUCCAUGCCAUUACCUACCAAUUCUCAAGAAGGAGACCCCGUCCUUCGGCAGGCCUCAGUCCGUGCUACCCGCCGCGAUGUUACCUUUUGGCAUCCCGGAUAUCGACUCAUGACCAUUCAGUAUUGGGAGUAUCUGGCCAAGGGCGCUCCCAGCAAGGAUCGUGGUGACUGGGGAGAUGUCUACGUUGAUCUCUCCGAUAACCUCCUCUAUGCAAAGACGCUGAGAGGCUGGACCCUAUGGCCUGGCGUCACCUCUACACAAGGGGCAUCGCACGGGAGGGUGGUGUCUUGGAACCAACUCAAAAAGAAGUGGAUUGUUAGCAACCCCACUACCCCAAACCAGUGCCUUCCAGACCAUUCCGAGCAUCUGAGGUAUCUGUGGUGCACCCGAGAGGGCAUUCACUGGUGGACAAGAGCGGAGAUCGAAGACGACAUGGACAAGAUACAUGACACCUUUCCUCACGAUGUGAAGCUACGAACGAACGGGAGGUGGAUAGUGCGGGACUUUGUCAACUUGAGUCUUCAGCAAUCGGCACCCAGUGGCGCGGCCAAUGCAACUCAGCCCGCCGGUGCCAAUCUUAAGCGUGCACGGGAUGGCGAUAAUCUGGGGUUUGCCUCUGGCAGUAGCCAAGCCAAUGUUCAAUCAAAUGCAGCGUCGAUAUCAGGCACUUCUGCUUCUGCCAAUAAAAAGCAGCGGAUCGAGGAUAGCCGUACAGCCAAUAGUGGCUCUCUCACUACUGCAUCCAAUGCUAAUGCUGUACAAGGCCUGCAAACAGGACUACAAGCGGUCUCCCGAGGGAGCAACGAAAACGCACAAACACUAAAGCAAAGCCUCGAUGCAACGCAGGCAGAGCUGCGGAAAGCUCGAGCAGAUCUGGCUGCCCAAAGCAUCGAAUCGGUCAAUCGUGGCAGGCGCAUUCUUGAGCUUGAAGCGGAGCUGAAGACAACCCGAGACGUCCUCCAGAAAUGGCAGCAAGGCUGGAAUGCUGCUCACAAACGCAUCGGAGAACUGGAGCUUCUUCAGCAACAAGCCUUGCAGCUUUUGGAGGGCAAUUUCUAG